This is a messenger RNA of Mycosarcoma maydis (corn smut), 2616 nucleotides long. RefSeq lists its product as uncharacterized. NCBI's taxonomy places the organism in Eukaryota, Fungi, Basidiomycota, Ustilaginomycetes, Ustilaginales. The record is from RefSeq and is a predicted model, not a curated record. The coding region runs from base 1 to 2616 and encodes 871 amino acids. The transcript has a single exon.
AUGACCGACGAAAAGGCCGUCGUUCCGACCCAAAAGCAUCGCCCAACUUUCACACAACUUCCUACUAUACUUGUUCGGCUGGUCAAUGACCGCUUCGAUGAAGAUCAGUAUGAUCAGGCUGUCGAGCUGCUCGAACAGCUGCGAGUAGAAGGUGUAAGGCCUCCAAAAAGCUUGAUCCAGAAGCUCGUCGGCCUCAGUCUAUGCUCGCUCGCUCCGCGACAGGUCGCUUCCACAUCAAGAUGGACUCUUGAUCAUCAGCUGCACAACAUCGCCGCUCGACUCCUGACACAGCACAAGGGCACCAAGAGCGACCGCGAUGCGAUGAAGACAACCUCUUCCACGCCUGAACGACCCUCAGGGUCUGCCGUGCUCAGAGCUAGCUCUCUUCUCAUCCAGUACUCCCGCUGCAACGCUUUGAUCUCUGUCGACAACACCAGACCGCAAUCAGAAGCUGAGCGCAAUGCUUCCUUGCUCGCUCUUCAUGUUCUUGAAUCUCUGCCAUCGCAGAGAAGACCGCUGGAAAGUCGCAAGUCCAACCGCUCAGCCUCGACACAACGAGCUCGUCUGGACUCGGAACGACUCGACGACAGCGAUCAUGACGGAUCGUUUGAGGUCAGCUCGAUCGAGCAAUGGGUAUACGAUCAUCUUCAGCAAGCAGAGGACGUGUGGGACUUGCUGAGCGGUCGAAGGUUCUCGAAUGACUCCGAGAGCGAGGAGGUCUCUCUUGGACGAGUCAGCGAGUUCUGGAUGAACGACUCUGAGCGCAAACGAUAUGCGAAGCAAUUGCACGCUUUCGCCACGGCUCAUCAGCGUCUCGAGGACCGGCUCAGAGACCACCGAUGGAAGAAGCUCAACGGUGGCACCGAUAGUAACUCAUCCGAUUCAGAUAGCGAUGAGGUCUCGGACGAAGAUAUCUUGGGCCUCAAGGCCAAACGCUCGGUCCAGCCCAACAGCAAACGCAAGGCCACAUGUCAGCAAAAGAAGCCAGAUAAGCGUGAACGCACGAGAAAGGGCGCAAGACUACCGUACAACGAUACAGGAACAUCACACACAAACGUCAAGAUGACCGAAGGUGGCUGGCGUACGCUCUCUGUUCUCCUCGAGCUGUGGCAUCGAGCAUCGCCACAAGCGGUCGGCGCAAGUGCAGAUUCUAUGUCACGUCCCAUAGACGAGCCGCCUCUCCUAUGGCAAUUUCCGCACAGCCAUGUGACGAGCCAAGAUGAUCGUCACCCAACAUCCAAGAUCGCCGCCGGUAAAGACACAACUGACGAGAUUGGCCGGGCUUUGGACGUCGCAUUUUCCUUUCCAAGUGUCCUCCCCGCCUAUGUAUCUUGUUCUAGCGGAACCGAGGCGUCUGUAAACUUGUUCGACACGGCGAAAUCCGUCACAGCCUGCGGUGACGCUCGUCUAUUUUCGUCGGUGUCAGCAGCAGAGCUAAUGCAUCGACACGAAGUCGGCAAUCAGAAGGUAGAGCGUCUUAUGGCGGUGCGUGCCGAAGCUGCGGCGUGGUUACUUUCGUCCAUGUACGAAUUGGUCAAACUCAACUAUAUAAGCCACGUCGCCUUGCUUGAAGGCAUGUCAGACCGGAUGGAAGCAUUGCAGGCGCAAGAGAUUCAAUUUAUCAUGCUUCCUCUGCUCGCAAAGGAAGCGUAUCUUGUGGCUGCUGUCCUGAUUCGCAACUUGACCGACACAACUCGGACACGUCCAGACAAGAUCAAAGCGCUUGACCACAGCCAUUUCCUAUUUGACGGUCAAGGCAUCAUCACUAUGGAUGCGGCAUUGGCAUACGCGAUCCCGCGCCAUGAGUCAGCCAUCACGCUUCUGCAAGCCUGCUUAAUGCGAUACCAGGACGGUAACGCGAAAGCUGUCUUGCAGUUCUUGUCGCUCAACAGGCUCGAGCUAGACGAUGCUGCCGAUUCGGACCUGCAACUGACGCUGCCGAACCGAGCGGAAAGCGGAAAGCAAGCUGUGGUACGAAAGCAGAGCCGACGACAUCUCAAGACUAAGCCCAGUACACGCAAGACGGGCAAGAUGAUGACGGAAAUGCAGGCUUCCGAGGCUGCAAGCACCGAGUUGACGGAAGAUAUGAUGAAAAACGGCAUGCUGGCGUUUGCGUUUGUGCGGACGCUGCAAAUGGGAGCGAGGAACCGCAUCAACCAGAUCAAGUUUCUCAUAGCACGAGCAAUGAGUGUAUUGCACGCUGGCAAUCAGACUUCACAAGCGAGCCCAGAUGCAGGCGCGUCCACUAACGAUCGCAAUCCAAGACCCGCCCAGGACUCGGAGUCAAAGACGAACAAGUUGGGCGAGGUGGAAAGCGCAUCUCAGCAACGGAACUUGGAGGUCUUUCUCACGCAACUUUGCAAGGCGCUCGAGCAUGAUGUUGGCGACUUUCAGAGCUGUGUCGCGGCCAUGAAGACGCAUGUGAAUCAGGACAGCGCGGAUCGACGUUUCAAGGACCUAGCUGGCCAGUUGGUGUCUGGCACCAGUGAUAGAGACGCUCCUGUCUCGCUACCGUCGUUGGAAGCGUUGGUGGAUCGAUGCCAGAAGUAUUACGACGACACGCAGCAUUUGGCUCACACUACGCGCAUGCUGCUCGACUCUGUGAAAUGGAGCUGA